GUGUGUCAUUUUAACUAUGGCGAGGGAAUCAACAAAUGGAAAUGAGAGGAAUGGGUACAAGCAGAGGUAAACAUUUCUUACACAUUCCAGUGACUAACAACUAUAGGCAAAUAAUCCUGACGGGCGGUACAUUUAUGUGGGGCGUGCACUACACUGUAGCCUACAUACAUGGAUUCUUUCGGCAAAGAUAACCGUGAAAGGAACGAAAUUAGUUUUUAAUUCACAGAGACCACCUCUGUUCUCGAAACCGGUGAUGCAGGGUCUCGCUGUCAUUCGAAGAAAGUGGGCCGUUUCUUAAGGUCUAAGGUCUACUUUCUAUAUUUCGCUCGAGAGAGUUGAGUGUUGGACGUCAAAAUGUUAACUGGAUCCAAAACCACGUUCAAAGUGAGACAGAUGGUUCCAGAUAUAAAGGAGAGGAUGCUGAGUCACAGUGGUGUCAACGCACGGGGGAGAGAUAUGUUUGGACUACGCUGCUUACCAGGAGAGUGUGUGCUCCAGAGGGCUGUGUUGGUGAGGAAGAAGCUAACUGCCAAGGAGGGGGGCGGAUGGCUGUCUGGCACUCUCUUCUGUACCCACUUCAGAGUGGCCUUUGUGCCUCAGGACAGCCCCAAACCUGACGACAACGCAGACCCUGUUCUCCUGGGGGAUCAUGACGUGGCCCUGGCCUCCAUUGAGAAGGUUGUAGCUGUGGGCCCAUCCCGGACCAAGCUGGUGACGGCUAGCUCCUCUCUGAAGUUCACUCCUGAGGAGCUGGUGUUGUACUGCCGGGACCUGCGUGUUCUCUGCUUCCUCUUCGACCGCCUCACCCCCGACACACAGGCUGUGGAGAUAACGUACACCAUUGCCAAGACCUACCAGCCUCUGAAGCCAGGGACUGUCCUCUCCUUCCAGAACGCAGCCCUGGGGAGUGUUGAGAUGAAGCAGUUUCUAAGCAACCGUAGGCGUGACGCCCAGAUGAACUGGUUUGAUAGUUUGCCGGACUGGGAGCAGGAGCUGGAGAGGACCGGGGCCUGUGGCUGGAGGGUCAGCUCUGUCAAUGACCGCUUUGAGAUGUCCACCAGUCUGCCCAAGUUCAACGUGGUCCCUCAGAAAGUUCUAGACACUGAGCUGAAGAAGACCUUUGCCCACUUCAACGAGGGACGCAUUCCUCGCUGGUGUUGGCGACAUCCUCGGGGCAGUGACCUGCUACGGAUGGCCAGCUUCCAGAACAACAUCUACCAUGAGAAGGAUGACAUCAGGAACUUGGAGUUGAUCCUGUUUGGGGGCCAGUCUCUAUGUGUGGUGGUGGAGCUGGGAGAUGAGAUGCCUUCACCCACAGACAUACAGCUGGCACACACCCGCCUACGGGCUCUGUGUCUGGGAGACAUCUCCACAUCUGUGUCUGUGCCAGAUGACAAAUGGCUGUCUACGCUGGAGAGCACCCAUUGGCUAGACUACACCAGGUGUUGUCUGAGGAAAGCUGCUGAGGUGGCCUGUCUGCUCCGCGGAGGUCACCUGACCGUGGUGCUUCAAGAGGCGGAAGACCGGGACAUGACCUGUGUGGUGUCCAGUCUGGUCCAGGUGAUGUGUGACCCCCACUGCAGGACCAGGGUGGGCUUCCAGGGCCUGGUGCAGAAGGAGUGGGUGAUGGCCGGACACCGCUUCCUCAGCCGCAUCAACUACCACAGGGACAGCGACAAGGAAGAGGCACCAGUGUUCCUGCUCUUCCUGGACUGUGUGUGGCAGCUGUGGGUCCAGUACCCGUCCCGCUUCCAGCUGACAGGGGACUUCCUGCUGGCCCUCCAUGACAGCUUCCACCUGCCCCUCUUCAGCAGUUUUCUGGCCAACUGUCAAAGGGAGAGGUGCAAACGCUCACAGAACCUAUCCCAGAGUUACACUCCAGUGAACGGCUGGAGAGAUGUGGUACCCAGGGGCUCCUUCCCGGACCCCUCAGACCCCCCUCUGCCCCCUGUGUGGGACUGGGCUCUGCAGUACAGCAGCCAGAGACGGGAAGGUUUCACCCAGCCAGGGUCUCUGCCCGCCCUGCCACAGCCCCUAUUCAACGGCAACCUCAACACCAACCCUGAGGCACACAGGCUGAGUGACAGCGCACCAGGCUCUGUGUUCCUGCUCUCCAGGGGCUCCUUCUCUUGCUCUGCUAACCUCCUGCCCUGGCGCAGCGGAGGGGGCUCAGGCGUCUAUCGGAAGAGCCACCGGAGAGGGGGGUCCUCCUCAGAGAACCUGCCGGGCCUGGAGAGGCUUCUAAAGGCCUGGGCCCUCACAGAGCUCCCCCAGGGCCACACCACCACCAUAUCGGGUCUCCAGGGGCCCCUGGACCCCUAUGAGCCUCUGCUGCCCUUGCUCCUGGGGCCCUGCUUAGGUGUGUGGAGAGACUGCUACCUCCGUGGGGCUCUUCAUGCUCAGGCGUUCUCCCACCCCAUCUCCUCAUCCACCCAGCACCCAGUGGAACAGCUAGCCUGGGAGGUCCAGCAGCUUAGAGACAAGCUGGCAUUGGCCUCCAGCCCCACUAACACAGUCCCAGCCAAGACACAGGAGCCCCGUCAGACAGACUCCAACCUCAACCAGAACACCAACAAUAGCACCUUCCUCUUCCCAGCCUGCAGACACCCUGGGCCGGUUGUCUCCAGAACCACGCCCCCUAUCUUGAACCUCCAACCCAUGGUUCCUCCAGUUUCCUCUGCCCCUCUAUCUAGACCUGGCCCCAGAGACAGCAGCAAGCACACAUUCCUAUUUGGCCACCCAUCCUCUUCAGAGGCCCGUCCAGACCAGCGUUACUACCCCGCGCCCAAUAAUAAUGCCAAGCUGCCCAAGAGCAACGGUCCUUCACUGGGUUCCUGAGCUCUGGGUGUCCGCUGUUAGCACAAAUGGUACAAACUCUUCCUCCUGGCUCAGCACUCUAGAACCUAUACACACCCUCCAAGACUCUAUUUCCUUCCCCGACACCUGAUCUCUGGGUGGAACCUGAUGUGAUUUUCCUGUCAAGGCCUGUUUGAAGGGCUUUGAGGCCAUAACAAGACAAGGAGAGUCAUGUACUGAGCAGGGAGGAGAGACUAAACUGCAGUAAUAAUGCAUUGAGCAGUGCAAAGCACAAAUAGUAUUGAUCAGACCAGCUGUUUUUAGAAUCAUGAUUUCAGCUGAGUGACAACCUUCAUUCUUGACCAGACAGCUAUAAUAGGACAGUUGUCCUGACUCUUCGCUCCUUUUGAGUGACAAUAACCCCCAGUUCCAAAACCAACUCAGCCUUGAGAGGGAAAAUACAGAGAGCUGUUCACCAAGUAAACACUAGGGACAGACAUUGGCGACACAAAAAAACAUGCAGUUGUAACUCCAGGCAUUUUGUCCAGUAAAUUUGAUCUGGAAUUUAGGGCACUGGAGCUAUUUUGAUACUGUUCCCAUAUCUUUAUACUUGCAUGCAUGCUAGUAGUGAACUCCGUAUCAUAACCCUGUUUUUCAGAUUAUGGCCAUGGUCAGUUAAUAUUGCUGUAAGUGUGCAUGAUUGAGGUAAAAGUGCUAUUAUUUCUAUGGUCUGUGCAUCUCUAUUGAGAGUUCGAAGUAUUAUUGACCAACUUUAGUUGCGUAUGAAUUUCAGAAUAUUUAACGAUACAUUCUUAAGUGGUCGUGACCAAGAUGAGUAUUACUCCCCCCCCCCCCCUUAUGGUGUCAUUGUGCAAACCAUAAGUUCUGAUGGUUCAUAUUUAUAAUUUCCUUUUAUUUGGUUCUUCUAGAUGUAGCUUAUUUUAAGGUAAGCUACUUUUUUUUUUAAAUAGUGUAUUUUUUCACGACUUGUCCUGACUGCUAGUUUCGUAUGCAGCUAGCAUUCAGGUCAAGGACUUCUAAAUGCGUCAUUUCAUUCAAAGCCCAGUGAGCUAUUGGGACUGGGCCACUCAGUCCAGCCAGAUUGUUGUUUGCAUGAUGUGGAUAUUAAGCAGCAAAUACACUGGCAUGAUUUCCAUAUACUGUAACACUCUUCAGACUACAGGGAUGUACUGUGUGUUUAUACAAAACUAGCAUUUACAUGCAGAGAAGUACUUGUGUUCUGUGACAUAGGAUGAAAAGGUUUCUGGCUGGCAUACAAUGUAUUUCUCACUGAAAUGUUUCAUGUUUAUUAUGAACUAUAAAGGCUGAAGGUGGUAAUGUAUGUGACUUACAUUGGUCUGUAUUACCUACAGUCAUUCCUAUGCCUCAGUACGAGAGCAUUUUGAAUUAUUCAAGGUCUGUAAAUAUUCAUUGUUGAAUAUCACAGCACACUGAUAUCAGUUACUGAAUAUCAGGUUGUUUGAGUUUUUGGAUUUGAUGCCAGUACAUUUGCUCUUGUCUUCUAUGGAAAAAACACACGGCCAUCACAUUCCCUAAUGGCAUUGGCUAUUCAAAGAGAAAAUGAAAGUCUCCUUUUGCAUGAGACCCUACUUCCUGUAUCUAUACACUAUUAUAUAUUUAAAUGUUUUGGUACGAAUGACAAAAUGAUUUGCCAGAUGUACAUAUUUUUUUGUAUCAGCAUGUUAGGAUCCUGAUUAAUAAACUGUAUUAUAAGUUCAUAAAA
Molecule: messenger RNA, 4540 nt
Organism: Oncorhynchus mykiss (rainbow trout)
Lineage: Eukaryota; Metazoa; Chordata; Actinopteri; Salmoniformes; Salmonidae
Product: myotubularin-related protein 11
Biological process (GO): phosphatidylinositol dephosphorylation
Cellular component (GO): membrane; cytoplasm
Source: RefSeq, a predicted model, not a curated record